Molecule: messenger RNA, 1914 nt
Organism: Phycomyces blakesleeanus NRRL 1555(-)
Lineage: Eukaryota; Fungi; Mucoromycota; Mucoromycetes; Mucorales; Phycomycetaceae
Exons: 6
Coding region: 1-1824 (607 amino acids)
Cellular component (GO): nucleus; cytosol; ribonucleoprotein complex
Molecular function (GO): mRNA 3'-UTR binding; poly(A) binding; poly(U) RNA binding
Source: RefSeq, a predicted model, not a curated record
AUGUCGAGCUUUACCUCUCCUACUCGAGCCAGCUACUCUUACGAGACUUCUGGUCCACGAGCCCUUUCUCUAGAGCAACAAAGGGGAAUAGCAGCAGCUCAGGCUGCAUCGGGAGAGGCUCGACGCACAAGCACAUCUACAUUCACUCCUAGCUCAUCGUCUCUCUAUGUUGGUGAACUCGAUCCAUCCGUCCAGGAAGCCACUUUGUUUGAAGUAUUUAGCAAAGUCAGCCCUAUUGAAAGUGUUCGCAUAUGUAGAGAUGCGAUCACUCGUCGUAGCUUGGGUUAUGCAUACGUGAACUUCAAGACCCAGGCUGAUGGCGAAAAGGCUCUCAGUGCUUUAAAUUACACAACUAUAAAAGGAAAGCCUUGUCGUAUUAUGUGGUCUCAAAGAGAUCCAUCAAAACGGAAGGCUGGAAGUGGAAACGUAUUUGUAAAAAACCUUGAUGCUACUGUUGGCACAAAGGAACUUCAUGAUACAUUUGCCAAAUACGGCAACAUUCUUUCCUGUAAAGUAGUAACAGAUGAGAGCGAUGUAUCUAAAGGCUAUGGCUUUGUUCAUUAUGAGACUGAGCAAGCUGCUGAUAAUGCUAUUUCAAAUGUGAAUGGCUUAACUCUAUACGGAAAGGUCAUUUAUGUUGGUCAUUAUAUAUCAAAGAGGGAGCGCGAGACAAAAGUUGAAGAAGUCAAGCAACAGUUCACCAAUAUAUAUGUAAAGAACCUGGUACCUGACAUUAAAGACGAAGAGCUCCAAGAAGAAUUUGGAAAAUUCGGUCCCAUCUUGUCCCUUGCAAUCCAGCGUGAUGACUUUGGUGUUUCUAAAGGAUAUGGCUUUAUCAAUUAUGAGAAUCAUGAAGACGCCGAGAAGGCUGUUCAGCAGAUGCACGACACAUUAUAUCUCAACAAACGUUUAUUUGUUUGCAGAGCACAAAAAAAGUCUGAACGUGAGGAUGAACUUCGCAAACAGCACGAACAAGCCAGGCUAGAUAAGCUAGCUAAAUACCAAGGCGUUAAUCUUUAUGUCAAAAACUUGUGUGACGAUGUUGAUGAUGAUAUUUUGCGCGAUGAGUUCUUAAAGUAUGGCCCAAUUACCAGUGCGAAAAUCAUGAAGGAUGAGAAGACGGGAGUAUCCAAGGGAUUUGGAUUUGUUUGCUUUACCUCCGCUGAUGAUGCCACAAGAGCUGUCGCUGAGAUGAACGGAUGUAUGCUCUCUUCAAAGCCCAUCUAUGUCGCAUUGGCCCAAAAGAAAGAUGAUCGUCGUAGCCAGCUUGAGGCGCAAAGACAGCAAAUUCAACAGCCGUUCGUACCUCCUACUACCUAUAUUUCAAACAGCCCCGUGUAUUAUGGAGGUAACCCCAAUAACCCUUACUCACAACCUAUGAUGGGUGCACCAAGACCUCCUAGAUGGUCGCAUCCUGUCUCCACUACCCCUACUGUGGAUCCCAUCCAAUCCCAGAUAGUCAGCAAUCCUCCAGCUCCUAUUGUUCCUACUCUGCCAGUUCAGUCAGUCCAACCAACUCAGCCAGUCCAGUCGGUUCAGUCAGUUCAACCCCAAGAAAAGUCUACACCCAAUCAAGUGACCCAGCAGUUGACUGUAGCUAUACUUUCAGCUAUGGCUCCCGAAGCCCAAAGACAAACGCUCGGAGAGCGCAUUUACAGGGUGGUGCAUGCUAAAUACCCGAACCUUGCUGGUAAAGUUACUGGUAUGCUCUUGGAGCUGAAGCAAGAUGAGCUUGUAUAUUUGAUUAACAACCCUCGUGCUUUGGAGAAGAAAGCACUUGAGGCUGUUACUCUUCUCGAAAAAAUCCGUGGCACUCGAGCAUAAAUAAAUAACACUCUUUAAAUGGCUCAUAAAAUUAUAUAUUACAGACGAAAAAUAAAAAUAAAAAUAAAAGAAAAUAAAUAUUUGCUAUGU